Mya arenaria is the source of this 8947-nucleotide messenger RNA. RefSeq lists its product as uncharacterized. NCBI's taxonomy places the organism in Eukaryota, Metazoa, Mollusca, Bivalvia, Myida, Myidae. The record is from RefSeq and is a predicted model, not a curated record. The transcript is spliced from 3 exons. The coding region runs from base 128 to 7948 and encodes 2606 amino acids.
CUUGACUCGCACAAUUCCGUUUCAUUUCUGGCCUUCUGAAUUCACUUCUUUUUGUUGCUCAUGGAUAGUACUAAGGUUUGGAUAAUUCUCUGAACGGAUGCGAUAAAACACGUCUACACUACUCCCUAUGGAAACUUCUAAGGAAUUACCACCACAUUUGGUAAACAGCAUUCGAGGACUUCAUACAAAUGACGAGACUUCUUCUGAGUCGGAACAGGAAACGGAACCCAAUACCUGGUCACAUGACACCCCAAGGUCGGUUUCCAGUGAUGACUCGUCGGCGUUAACCUCGCCACGUGCGAACCUUCUAUGGGACCACGCGUUCGAUGUUUCCGAGGCAGAGCCCGCGACAUGCAAGUCUCCACAGGAGCGUGAACACGAAUGGAGACGGUUCUACAAUAAAACUGAUGAUGAUAAAUUGAUAGCUGAUAAACAUCAGAAACUACAUGAACUAUCGAAGAAGACUGACGAAAAAAGUGAAAACGUCAGUGAGUCAACACAAAGAUCCGAAAACAAGGCACCAAUGAGUGGACUUCCAGAUCUCAUUGCGUCUACAUCAACCACGGUCGAUCAAGCGCAAAGAGGCCAUGAUUGGUCACCGGCUCCGGAUGCUUCCCCGCCGCCACUUCCGCACACUGCGCCACCAGAAAUUGGAAUAGUUGAUUUUCAGGCUGGCAGUCCGCCCCCACUCCCGUGCACAAGUCCUCCACAUUUAUCCCUUAGCUGGCCCUUGACUGGUAAACAUGUCACACAAGCGCAGAUAGACGAAGGAAUUAAGAGAGUAGACGCAAUGUUACAGAACAGUGAUAAGAUCCUUCACACAUUCGAACAGACUGACAAUAAAGACCGAGAUCAGAAGUUUGAGUCCCAAGCCAGCGAUCAUUGCAUAUACGACGAUGCCAGCAGUAGCGCCGGUGAUGAAGACUAUGAUCCAUACUUGGGCGACUCAAACAAUGAUUAUGACGGAGUCUACAACGUACAGACCAAUACUGUCAUGGAAACUAAUAAAGAUGAGACGUAUGCCGGUUCAGAUGAGGAGUUUGACAAGAUAUUGCAGCAGUUAGACCAAGCAGAAGAUCUUGAGUCUGAAUUUGAUGCCAUCCUGAGAGCUUUGAACGCAGAAAGAGAACCACAGGAAACGUAUGUACAACGAUUUGCGGAACGUCGUGACAGGUAUGGCUUUAUUUUGUCACCAGUCAUGGAAGCCUCUUCGCCCUCACCGUCUUUGCUGUCUGGCUACAGUGGCGUGUCAUGUGCGUCACCAGAUCGAUUUGACACAUUCAGAAUGUCUCCAGCCAUUGGCGCUAAACCGGAACUAGAUUUAGCAAGUUUACGUGUUAAAUCCCCAGAUCUGAAUAGCAGGCACCUCGCUUCCCCGCAAGGACGGGACGACCAUGACUAUACUGUGCCAAUAUUCCAAGCGAGGAGAGCGAUAGUUAUCCCAGAGGUUGGCUAUGGGUGGGAUAGUGGGGACGACCUUCUAAGCCCAACCGUGAGUUGUGAGUGGGACAAGGAUGAACAUGGUGGACUGAACACACCUCCUGUCUCUACAAGCGGCAUCAAUUUCACUCAGUUUGGAACACGCAUUGGAGGUGGAUGGAGACAAACUGAUGUGGCGAUUCAUGAAGAGAAUGAAGAUCAAUCCGAUGACACUGUUGAAGCAAACAGUGAUUCCGAUACAGACACAACAAUUGAAAGUGAUCCGGACAGGAACUCUAAACUAAACAGUUCACAUAACUCAGUAUUUUUGACAGAUCUUGAAAAUACAAUUGGAGAAACAAGGCUGACGCCACGCACCAAUGAAGACGAAAUCAACCACAACUCAGCUGACGAGCUAUUGGAAUUAGAGGAGGAGAUUGACAAAAUCACUCAUGAACUAUCCCAAAUAAACAGAAGAAACGAAUCAUUAUUUGAUGACAGUUAUGAUGACUUAGAGGCCUCAAAACAGGUUGAAACUAGCGACACAAAUAUUAGUGUUGUUUCUCUUGAAAGCAGCUUAAAUGAUAGUUAUAAAGGUUUCAGUGCAGAACUGUACAAAAUACACCAUCAAGCGGAUCGGACCGAAAUCACUGGAGAAACAAUGUUCCGUAGUCCAGUAGUAAGAUUGGACUCAAAGCAAACACUGACGACCUCAGAUGAUGAUGAAAGUCAUUCGACAGAAAGCAAUGAAGACGCUGAAGAUGAAUACAGCGAAUCAGAUGAUGAAAACGUUGAUUUUGAGGAAUUCAAAACCAAACCGGUGCCGAAACCGCCAAUAUUACCUUUUACAGAACAGAAUGAAGACUCGAAAGUUUUAGAGGUCUUGUCACCAAGAUCAGCUAUUAUUCUAUCGGGCGGCAUGUUUCCCCAUGAGACAGAGUCGUCUUCUUAUACUUCUAGCACCGAUGAUGAAGAAUAUGAAAGAACUGACAGGCAACUUACAGUCAAACAAUAUACAUCAGGUGACUCUGAUACAAGUGCUAAAGAUACACUGACUACGGGCCAAGAUGUCAUUAAUAAAGAAUCAGAUACUGGAAAUAAGAAUGAAUCUCAAGUAAAGGUUUCAUUUAGACAAAUGUACGAACUUAAGUCACCUCCCCAGAAUCAAUCUGAAACAGUAUCGAGUCCAUCCAAGUCGAUAACAAUACACAGUCCGAUGGAUUAUUAUUUGCUUGAAGAUACUAAAAUAGACACUGCUCGCAAAACUGAACUUAGACAAUCACCAAGAAUAUUUGGCAGAUACUAUGCAGAAAUGGACAAAGAUAUUGUCAAUGAAGUCAGAUCUCCUCGUGAAAAAGAAAAUGCAAUAAAUUUCGAAAAUAAUGAGAUAAAUAAUACAAAACCUGAGGUUGAUUAUCUAAAGAAGCGCCAGCAAUUAGAAGACUCUUUUACUGAUGUAGUCCUAACAAAGAAAGAACAAUUACCCUUCAUGACUCCUCCUGAUAAACAAGCCAAAUCAAAGGAAAGUCAGCCAUCUGCCGUAAAAAUUAAAAUCGGACAUUUACACAGAUCAAGUUCAGCACGGUCAAAGGUGAAACGUGGAUAUGUUCACGAACUGUCCGAAAUAUUUGAUCAAAAGAAAGACCACACAGAGAAACAUGUAGUUGUUAAAAAGGAAAACAUUAAACAAGAACAGGCUAUUAUCCGUAAGUCACCAGAGAAACUCACAGCAAAUGAGAACAUUAUAAUAACCCAGGAGGAUUCUCCAGCUGAACUAUUUACGAUGCAAGAGUUUAAUUCGAGUCAAGGUUUUGAAGUUACACCACUUACAAAAGUUGAAACUUUUCAUGAGCAGAAUGUGACAUUAAAUGAAGUUCAUAAACACGAACAUGUAAAAUAUAGGAAUACAGACGAUACUCACGAUGAUAAUUUUCAUGAUAAUGUGCACAGCAACAGCGACCUAGAGGACACAAUUGAAGCGCAGAUGAAAUUGUAUGAAGACCACUUGAAAACAGCUGACACAAGUGGGGACGAAGCCAAUGACAAUGAUUAUUUAAAUGCAACAGAACCCUUUGAACCUCAUGUAGGGCUAUGUAGUUUGGAUAUGCCUUUACAAUUCACGCAAACAUAUGCACUCAAUCUUGCCGCAGCAAACAUUUCUGAAGGCUCUGCCAUUGAAGUAGCAAAACAGGAAAGAGUAAAAGAAGAUAGAAGAUAUAUGGAACAGGCUAUAGAUGACGAAGAAAUUCCAGAGAUCAUCGAUGGUGAUUCAUCUGACUUGAGUUCUGACGAAGAAUAUCAUAAUGAAUACCACCUCACUGGAAAUAUUAUACACCCAGAGAGAGAUGGCUUUUCUUCAGUUUCUAGUACUGGUAAAAUACACACACGUAAUGAUAACAACAAAGCUAUCUAUAACGUUGGCAUUACACAACAAAAGACUGGCGACAGUCAGGAGAUUUUUAAACGCAUAGAUCAAUUGUCAGGAAGUUUAAAGCAUGGUGCUACUAAGAGGUUAAAUACGGAAAGGCCACUUAAAGGAAAAGAUGUUAUGUCACCCGUUAUGUGGCGAUUUCCGAUGUCAAAACAUGAUAGUACGAACAAAGAUUCAAACUAUAGCGGAUCAACUAAAGGAGUUUUGUUUGAUAUAAUUUCGCGAAUAGAUGAUAGAUUUCGUAACACGGCCAUUGACAAAAGUCCGAGCAAACAGCAAGACAACAGAACACCUGACAAACAAAAUAAUGACGAGAGAAAAGAUGGAGCUUUUGUAGAAAGAUCAAUUAAAGGUUUCGACAGUGAAGGAUUGGAUACGAACUAUCGGCAGUCACUAAAUUGUAAAAGCACACACCCAACAGAAGUCACAGGGUUUGAAAUAAGAUAUCCAGCGUCGAUCAGUCGUCGACUCUACGGUCCAUACUGUCGCCUGCGAGGCAUAGACCCGUUGGGGACGAGCGAUAGCGAUGAUGACAGUACAAGCGGGACAACUCCACAAGCCUUGUCAAAAUUUAGUGAAGGAGACAACUGGCGCGGACCGUAUUAUUUAUUUCAGCGACAUGAGCAGAAUAAUAAUGAGGAUGACAGUCUAUUGAGUAAUUACCGACCCACGAGACGUGAAAGUGAAUUUUCAAACGAAAACCACUCGGGGAUUACAGAUUAUAAAUAUUUAGAUAGAAAUUAUUCUGUCUGCAGCUCGCCAAGAUCUGUCACAGUGGAAAGUGAUAAACACUUCAUAAGAAGUUUAUCCCCCACUGUUACUAAUACCGAAGACGAUGGUUUCUCCCUUGUAAGUUACGAUGUUAAAACUCCACUUUCACCGCUGGCUUACCAACAGCGUAUCAACAACGGGUCAAAUACGAUUACCGAUUUGAAAAUAAAUGAAGCACAGCACGACACUGGUGAAGAAAAUAAUACCUUAACAAAUGCAAAACGUAACUCUCAUAUCAAACAUAAAUUACUGUGUACCGGUGCGCAAAGUGGUAAACACGAAAGCUACUCGUUUGAGUCUACAUCAAAUUUUGAAACAAAUUUUCAAUCUAGCAGAGUGGGCGACAGUGAUAACACAAAUGCAAGUUGCACAUAUGAUUUAGGCGGUGAAAAUAAUGAGGGUUAUAGUGGUUAUUCACAGAUGGACAAUAAAGGUGAGAUGAAAAAUGAUCUUCAUCAACGUGCUUUUGGUGUUCACAUGCCUGCCGAAACGACAUCAAGAGAAAUUGCAAGUCAACGGUCGGCCAUGAGUGAUGGGAAACUGUCAAAGACAGGUAGACCGGUGAAUUUACAUGGAUUUAAUAACAUUCCUUCACUGGAGAAAACACAAGAUGCUGAGAACGCGCAGAUGUCCUCGGGCGGACAUUUAAGUAACGAAUCUACAUGCAGCAAGAACGAUAACGAAUCGCCGUCGGCGUCGGCGCGCACACACACUUUAGUAGUGGUCCAAACUCCGGGAUAUCAACAAGUCCUAGAAGAUGAGAAAGGAAAAUUAAAAGUAUGGCCGUAUUCGGAUAUUGACAAUCCGGAUAAAGUACCGGUCACUCUACAUAAAGCUAAAAGAGGUAUUCAUUUAUCUGUCAGUAAAGGGAUGAGUGAGAAAAAGUCGAGGAUGACUGUAUUUCAAAGUGCGGAACAUAGUGCUGAGAAACCAGAAGGCAGGAUGGUGAACAAAUAUAAAACAAGCUCGGUGCUUUCUGGCGACGGCAGCAUGGGCGGGAUAAUGAAAACGCACGGGGAAUCCGUGCAGUCAGUCCUUCUGCAAGAUGCGAACGGCAACGCCUUGUCUGAGGAAGAGUUGUCGGCCCUCUUGCCAAAGAUUGCUGAAACCAUAAGUAAACUGGACUCCACAGAGACGGAAGAAAUUCUGCCAGGAAUUACUCAAAAUAUCACAAAACUUAAAAACGGUGGUAAUCUAGUCAUUACUACAAUGACAAGGCGUGUUGAUGAAGAAGAAACUUCUUCUGGUCACGGCUCGCCGGUGCCUGACCAUCCCGUUUUGGAUGUGGACGAUUUGGAAAAAAGUAAACUUUAUUUAGUACAAGAUUCGAAAGGUGAGUUCUAUUACGUCGAGGACGUUACAAGUGAAUCCCAAGAAAGUGCUUAUUUCAGUAACUCUCGCAACACUUCCGAGAGCGUAAGUGAGAGUGAGGGUAGUCCAAUAUUUGAUCGUAUUUCGAAGGUACAGCCUUUAGGCGGAAGUGGGAUCGAAGAGUCGACGGCUGCAGAGAUUCUGAGCGCCAUGUACGGCGGAAGUGGCCUCCAGGAACUAGAAGAAAAUGAGGAAGAGUGGUCGGAUCGCACGUAUGAAUACGACUUCCCUCGAAACGGCAGGGGGUAUAGCAAGGACCGGUUUGUUACCCCGUACAUGGUAGAAGAACCAAACACCUUACCUAGAAUUAAUGAAUCGACGAAUGAGAAAUACGAGUCCUCUUACCGGAAUUCCGGUGGGGAGGCCUUUGUUUAUGGCGGCGGUCUCGCACAGAGUUACAGUCAGAUGACGCACGGUGUUGUUCCUGUGGACGACACCAGCAGCCUUCAAUCCGCGAACGUUCAAAACACGGUUUCCGGCGGGAAAACUAUCGAGCGGUAUACAUUUGAAUCUGAGACGACCGAGUUUCCACCAGCGGUUCCGGUCAGCCUACCGCCACAGCUCCCACCCGCACUCGACUACGCGGACAACCAGUUUUCAAUGAUGAAAGUUGAUAUGGCUCCUAAAAUGCAGGAGGAACGCAUUCCAAUUAAAUACAAGCCUCUCAGUGAAUCAGAACCGGAAAGGCCUAUAUAUAAGACGGUCGCCACAAUUCAAACAAAGGUGAAGGAGCCGCCUCCGCCAAAGAAAGAACACAAAGAACAUAUAGAAAGAAAGAAAUACAAAAUUGUAUCUUCUAAAGCCACUGAGGAGCAAGAAUCACAUAUGAGAUUUGAUGAUUUUGACUAUAACUUUCAUACAGAAAAUGUGGAAUACAAAGUAUCACCAAGUAAGGCACAGACGCAAUAUUUCGUUCGCAAUACAACCAAUACAGAGCCUACAAACAGAUCUGUUUUUAGAACUGAAAAGAAAUUCGAGAUUGGUAGAAAUUCAGACCAAAAGUUUAAAUCGGAAAUACACGUGCGACCACAGCCGGAAGCCGUAGAAGAGAGCAGCUAUACGUACGACGAAAUGCGCUCCAGAAUGGAACAGGAGCGGAGUGACUCGAGCAUGCACGUCGUGCGAGGAAGCUACUUGAUUAAAAACACUCUCGACGAAGACGACGGAGCCUUGGAUGACAAUAUCAACAUGUUUGACGGCCGCUUUGAACUUUGCAAAGACAACCCAUUGUACAAGAGUGACGAGGAUCUCCGGAUGGACCGGAAGUCGAGCGAUCUCGAGCGCGCGCAAGAACGUUUUAACCGAAAACUCACUCAGGACCUUACGUUCGAAACGGUGGACAGGUUCAUGAAGAAGAAAAAUAUCGAGCGCGAGCCUGAGCAACCCCGUCAGAGCCUGACUGAGCUUCUCUUGAGCCGUUUGUCCCGCGUGGACAGAAAGCACAUACGGCAGACUAUUGACGUCAAACACGACCACCAGGACAUCUACGGGGACCCACGCUUCAUGCACGCGGACGGCGAGACGUCAUAUGGAACCGCCGGCACUAGCAAUUUCGACACUGUCGGGGAAAAAGUAGAUUUAAUUCUAAAAGGUGGGAAAGCGUUUAUUACCGUGAUAGUUACGGCGGAGAGAGUUACUCCAGUGGACAUUGAGUUUAACGUAUGGCGGAAGAACCAAGCGAUAGUGACAAGGGUGAUUGAGGUGGAUCUCCUAGCGACGGAGCAGCGUCGGCGGCUCUAUUACAAGGUGAUGGAGUCGCCGACGGGCCGGUCGCACGGCGCAUACUCGUCGACAGGGCAGCACGAGACUGUGCUCGACAGCUACGAGACGUUGGAGCUGUUCACCAAGAUCCUCGGGGCCGCCGAUGGCGAGGGUGACACAGAGACGACAGAGGUGAAGACGCGAUACGGACGGACGACCCGCCCUCUCGCACCUGACGUCGAUUUACUUUACUGAUAAAACACGGAUUGCCUGGGAUUUUUUUUUUUUGGUUAUUAGUGCAAUUAUAUUUGGGCGAAGAGAACUGCGGUGUGUUGUGGAUAAGCCAGUAUGGAUUUAUAAACUUCGAUGAUUUCCGAAGGCGGGUGUUGCCCAAUACUUCUCGUGUUUACUAUUGCUGACGUAUAUUUACGAGUUUACGUUGUAGGAAGUGCGGGGGCUCUUCUUACCCGACUCUUAAGAUUUUACUGUGCCAAAUAAGUGUGAACUUCAAAUAAAUUGUUGUAAAGAUACUCGUGGAAAAAAGAAACCGAGCAUGAUACGGAACAUCAAAAUAUAUGUUCGCUGAUUAUACAUUGUUUACCUCAAUUAUUUAAGCUUUUAUGCGACUCUGAUACAGAGGACAUGUGACAAUUUUCAGAAUUGCAUCACCUGUUAAUUUUUGUAUUUUGAUUGAAGGUUUCUCUAAGAUGCAGUAGAUAUAGCAUGUGUUGUGUUGCAUGCACAGUUUCUUUGUUCCGCUAGUGGGAAUAUUUUCCGAAACUCAUAAUAGUAUGUAUAUUUUCUUCUCGAUCAGAGUUCAUACAUUGAUGAGCGUUGUUUUCAUAACAUACAGUGUACAUAGUGUUUUGGUGAUUAAGUUAUGCAACAUGCAGCUUACUUUAAUACUGUUAAUAGUGCUUUAUGUGUCUGUAACUUGCUGUUUUAUUGUCAAGAGAUUUACUGUAUUUCCAUAAAAUCUGCAUUAUCACGUCUUGCCAGAAUGCACAAAAUUCAAUCCUAUUGUAUUUACUUUGUAUAAAUGAUAUAUGUCUAAAUGAUUUCCAUAAAGUUGUUGAGUUAUUUAUGAAGAUGUAUCCUAUAAACCAGUGCGUAGAUCUGGACCACGUGUUCGGUACGUUUUUGUACAUUGAAUAUGGUUUAAUGUGAUGUUAUGGAAUAAUAAUCUAUUUAUUACAUACACCAUACUCUUGGCGGUAUUACCUGUUAACGAACGAAUAAAUGGAAACAAGCAUC